Selaginella moellendorffii is the source of this 1023-nucleotide messenger RNA. RefSeq names its product protein YLS3. The record is from RefSeq and is a predicted model, not a curated record. NCBI's taxonomy places the organism in Eukaryota, Viridiplantae, Streptophyta, Lycopodiopsida, Selaginellales, Selaginellaceae. Bases 337 to 804 code for a protein of 155 amino acids. The transcript has 3 exons.
GAUCAUUCGGAAUUUGUUGACGCGGACAAAAAGACAGGACGAGCUCCAAAAUUGAUAGAGUUGAAUUCUUCGAGAAACAUAUGGGAAUCGCAUAUACGCCAGCCAAAGUGGCAAGCGAUUAAACACCAAGUUUUACUCUGCAACAAGAACACAGUUUCAGGAGCAGCGGCAGCAGAUUUUCAGGUGCCUCACAGUUCUUCCUUCGAGGAGGAAGGGGGGGAGCGAGUCUCAAAAAGCGGUGGAGCAGAGCUCAAGCUCGAGAUCAAGCCAAGCCAAGCCGAGGUAGAGUCUCAUUUCCAUUUUCGAUCGCAAGGACAGAGCUCGGGAAGGAAGAGAAUGGCUUCGCCUUCGUCUUCCUCGGCGCGAGUGAGUCUGCUGGUGUUGCUACUGCCCCUAGUGGUACACUUGGUCCUUGGGGAGGACAAGCAGUGCACAGCUCGCUUGGCCAGGAUACAGCCGUGCAUCACUUACAUCGAGGGAAAGAGAGAUCUUCCAGGCUCGAGGUGCUGCCGGGGGCUCCACUACAUCUAUCAGCACAGCCCCGUUUGCCUGUGCGAGCUCCUCUCCUCCACUGGCGGUGUAACUUCCACUCCCGGGAUCAAUAUCACCAACGCCGUCAUGCUUCCCACGCAUUGCAAGCUCGACUCCAACACCAGUGCCUGUCCUACUUUGCUCGAGCAGAACAGCGCUGGUCGAUCUGGUAAGCUUUUUAGAAUGGAAAAAGUAAUUAAAAUGUAUUGGUUUUUUUUUUUCUUUUGUUUUGUCUUUUUAUGCCAGAUUUCUCUCCUCUUGUCACCACGGUGAUGUUUUUCUUGGCGCAAAUACUUUUCUAAUAUCAAUCGGAACAAUCAACGGUUUUGAAUAUGGUGAGAUCGUAGGAAAUCCAAGUAGUAUCAGUUUGAAAUUUUACGGGGCGAAACUUCGAGAUGGCAUUGAUAUACUAUUUUCUAGUAUAAUUUUUCGUUCCCUUAGACGAUGAAAAGGAUUGAAUUUCUUUAGUAAAAGAACCAUAGUUUUUUUUAA